UGAAAGUCUGCAAGGUCGCCUCCGUUUUUCUUCGAUCCAUAGCAAACGUAGUGGAUACAACAGGAGCUCUUCAUCCAAACCCACUCACAAUGGAGGAGAACAGAUCGAGGAUCAGAGAGUCGGUCAGCAGAUGCUACGACGAAGGGGUUUGUCCAGACGACUUGCACCUGGGAGAAGUGGUGGAGGAUGAAGGGGGCAAGCGGUUCGUGGUGAACGAGUUGGUCAAUGAGGUUAAAGACCAAUGGCUGAAAGAGAGAUCCGUAAUAGUGGUGUUCCAAGGGGAGGCACGGUCCUUAGCCAGAUCAGUAAAAGAGGACCUGAUCCGUGCAUACGAGGAUGGGUGGACAACAAGAAGACUCUUUCACCCAGACACGAGGCGAGGUAGAGUCAAGUUCGAAGGGGCCAACGUAGCCUCCUACGUUGCUAAGGCGAAGGAGAUCGCAGAAUGGCUUCUACAGGAGGGAGAACUGAAAAUUAAGCUUGGUUCGAAGGAAUACCAGGUGCUAUUCAAACCAAGACUGUCGUCACAAGAGUUGCAAGAGGCGAGAUUGCAGGAAGCGAAAACCAGAUUCUGGAUCAUGGCGCUAAGAGUUCCACUGGAUGCGUAUUAUUACCUGAAGAGCGCCAUGAGGGGUAUGUUCAGAGAAGUUGUGGAGAUGCAUAAUCCAGAGUAUGACAAGGACAGGCCCAAGCUCAUGAAUGUUAAAUUUGAUAUGCCGCCGAAAGCCAGAGAGCGCAUCGAUGAUGACCUGGUGAUUGAGUCACCCAAAGGCGAACGUUGGAGAGUGGACAUUGUAUCCCCUUACACCGACUGGUGCCGUUGGUAUACGGAAGGCUUCCCGCUGCUCCCCUCAGAGGAGGUGGACCACUCUCCCACUCCCGCAAAAAUUCUUGAGGUAACCAGAAGACUCUAUGGAACACAUGUGCCUGUUCGGCUGAUCCCUCACUUCACGAUGGCGAGCAUAAUGUGCAAAACUGUACAGGGGUACAGGAAGAUUUACUUCCCGCUGUUGGAUGCUCGCAUACCUCUGGAAUCGGUGAACUUGUUAUCACAGGGGGGGAUCCGCUGGUUCCACACAGACGUGAUACGGGAAAGAAACGCACAAGAGCUGGAGCUCAUCAAAAUCUUGUCUGGGAUCUCCGCCAUGGGACUGCUGAAGGUCAACGAAAAGCUCCUGAUGGAAGAGAAUUUCCAUUCUAGUUACCUGGUAUGGGCCCCAGCCCGGGGGACCAGAGGUGGGGUGGCGAUCCUGCUGCACAGGGACCUUCAGGCCAGAGUGGUGGACUCGGAGGCAGACCUGUGGGGAAGGUGGGCGUGGCUGAAGGUGGAAGUGGCGAACGAGGAGUGGGUGUUUAUGACCGUGUACGCCCCGAACGGAGUAGGGGAGAGAACCAGGUUUCUAGCAAGGUUAAUGCAGCACAUUCCAAAGACAGAGAAUUUGCUGUUGGGCGGUGACUGGAACCUCUCGCUGGACGAAGCCAUGAGAGUGGAUUCGCCGCAAGCGGACAGGAGUGACGUCCAAGCCCUGAUGGGACUAUGCACCGAGUUGGCACUUGUGGACCCGUUUCCAGCAUUGAACCAAGCGGAUCCUGGGUACACUUGGUACUCGCACCUACACAGGGAUGGUCGCCAUAUCAUCAGGAGGAGAUUAGAUUAUUUUCUAACAGGGGAACAUCUGCAGAACCAGGUAACAACAGUCCGUACAGUCUGCCACCCACUAUCGGAUCAUAAGCCAGUGGUAGCAGACAUCAGGCUAAUCCUAAGUGCAACUAGAGGGCGCGGUUUCUUCCGUCUAAACAGUCAGGUGUUGGAGGAGCCAGGGGUGGGAGAAUGGGUAACCAAGCAUAUGGAGAGCUGGAACCGAACACAGUCACACUUUGAGACCAAGGCACAAUGGUUGGAUGGUGGGUUAGCAAUCACCUCAGGCAUCCUGGACGUCAUUUCUAGAAUCCUCGCAAGCGAACGGAACAGGAAGGAGGCAGAUUGCAAGAGAAGGGUAGAAGAGGCAGAGGUACGCAUGGAGGACCAUCCUAUAUCGGAAGUAGUAUGGGCCACUGACAGGGAGAAAAGGCUGAAUGAGUGGGACAAGCUGCAAGAAGAGAAGCACAGGAGGUGGUCAGAAAUUUUGAAAGUCAAGGGCAUUGAGACCAGCGACAGAUUAACAAAGGAGAACUUUCAACGUCUGAUGCCACGUCGAACGCAACAUCAAAUGGUGGAGCUAAAGCACCCUUUCAACCGUUCAGCGCCGACUGCUAGUAAUGUUGCAGGCAUGUUGCACUACGCCAAGCUGUACUACAUGGACAUCUUGACCUCUAGAAGUCCCCAACAGAGUGUGAACUUGGAUCUGUCCAGGGUCUCAGACAUGUGGGAGGACACUAUAGUGAGGCUGCAACCCAACGCCAGGCUAGACUUGGAUAGACCGGUCACGAUAGAGGAAGUGAGGCAGACGCUCAAGUCUAUGGCUAAAGGGAAAUCUUCGGGGGCAGACAGACUUACGGUUGAAUUUUAUGCGGCCAACUGGGCGGCGUUCGGUCCUGCACUAGUGGAUCUGUACAACGAGGUCCUAGUGGGAGGAUCCGCCGUCUCGGCUGAGGGCGCGGAAGGUGCGGGAUAUGGCUCGGUGCUUCAGGAUCGGUUAUUGAGGGUCGGAAUGAUGAGGCCGCAACUAGUGCCACGUGUCGCGCGCUCAAAUGCCGCUUCACCAAGCUGCUAUUCUCGGCGAAAGAGAUGCAGUAAGAAAGUAAAGGUUCUUAGGAGUGAUGAUGGAGGUGGAGGAGCUAUUUGCGCCGGAGCCUUUCAAGGUAGCACUUAUCCAAGAGAUUACUUGUUGGGAAAAAAUUGGGUGUAUGGCUGCAAGUGCAACGGAUUGUUUGGAGGAGGGAGAGAGGGACUUGUCAUCGGGGUGGAGAAGCUGGCCACUGAGUCUAUCACUUCUCGGAGGAGGAGAAGGCCCAAGUUGUUGGCAGGAGCUCGUGCAGAUGCCACUGCUGCUGAUAGCCAACAGGGCUAUGGUGUCGAACUGCAAACUCGUCAGGAGGUUGCUGAAGCAACUGUAUUUCAUAUGUACAGACGACCAUUACUAUCACCCGGAACCACUGCAACGUUGCUCCACCAGGUCCAGAAGAAAGUCUCAGGGGAAAUUGAAGCAAUUGAGACAGAACAGUGCUUCAACAUCGCGGUCGAUGAGCCACUGGACGAUCGAGCAAUGGAGAAGCUACGGUGGCUGCUGAGGGAGACAUAUGAGCAGGAUAUGCUGACUGAUGAAAGUGGACUCGCAUGGCCAAGUUCAGGUGGGAGAGCCUCUGCAGUGGUGGAAGUUGGACCGCGUCUGUCCUUCACAACUGCUUGGUCAACAAAUGCAGUGUCUAUAUGCAGAGCAUGUGGUUUGUCUUCAGUGACUCGUCUGGAGCGGUCGCGGCGGUAUAAGCUGAUCAUGACCCCAGGCUCAGCCCCUCCCUCGACAGAAAUGCAGAUCAAGUUCGCAUCAAUGGUUCAUGACAGAAUGACGGAGUGCAUCUAUCCAAGCCGCCUGACGAGUUUUGUGACUGAUGUCACACCAGCUCCAGUUGUCCGCAUUCCUAUUCUUGAGGAGGGAGAGGCGGCACUGCGGGCGAUCAACAAGAAGAUGGGUCUCGCAUUUGAUGAAUGGGACAUUCAGUACUACACAAAGCUAUUCAGAGAUGAUAUUAAGAGAAACCCAACAAAUGUUGAGCUGUUUGAUAUCGCCCAGUCCAACAGUGAGCAUAGUCGUCACUGGUUUUUCAAGGCGCAAUUAAAUAUUGAUGGUGAAGCUGUUCCAGAGUCCCUGAUGCAGAUUGUGCAAGCUACGCUCAAGGCGAACCCCAAUAACUCAGUGAUAGGUUUCCAUGACAACUCAAGGUCGAUUGGGAAACAUACUGUGCACUCAAAGCAGGAAGGCGUUUCUGGAGACGUUGGGUCGUCUAAUGUGGACCAAGCGGAGGAGGGCGAAACUGUCACUCGAUCAGUUGGAUCAUCAGAUGACAGCCAGAUGUGCAUGCGUCCUCAAGUCCGACUUUUGCAAUCAAUGGACAUGAGGGAUGGAGAUAUCAAGUGGUUGAUUAGCCGACAUCCAUGCAUUCUACAGAUGUCGGAAAAGGAGAUAGUGUCAAGGAUGAUGUUUCUGAAGGUUACACUGGGUUUAAAUCGGAAAGAUGUGAAUCUUGUCCUUCGGCGUGGCCCUGCAAUGAUUACUGAAUCUCUCGAGGAGUUGGAGUCACGGGUUGUGAACAUGGAACAGCUAGGAGUGGAGAAGUCAGAUUUAUGUAGAGUGGUUGUGGCUUGUCCUUCAAUCAUUGGUGAAUUGAGUUGCUCGCAUGUUCAACAGCGGGUAGAACUGUUACAGACCCUCGGGAUCAAGAAGGGCACACAGCUUUUGCGGAUAAUAACAUCUGCACCAAGGGGAUUCUGCCAGCCGUUGGACAGCGGAUUGUAUGUGCUUGUCCGACUUCUUCAGAAGGCGGGUCUGCAAGACACUGAGAUUGGCAACGUCCUUCUGAAGUGCCCUAGUCUCUUGUCCUAUAGAGUUAAGGAGACCCUGCUCCCGAAGUUGAGAUUCUUGAACUCGAUUGGCAUCCGACCAGGUCCUCAGGGCUUAGGGAGACUUCUUCGACGAUUUCCGUCAGCUCUGACCUGCAGCCUGGAAGAGAAGAUGCGUCCUCUUGCACGGUUUCUUCUGGAGGCAGUGGGUCUGAGAGAAGAUGAAUUAGGAGUUGUCCUUUCAGCCCGUCCAGAGCUGUUCCGUGCCAACCUCAACGGUAGUCUUUUACGAACAGUACGAUUCCUUAGGAAGCAGGGGUUUAAAAAGAUGCAAGUUGCACAGAUGGUGCGGUGGUUCCCUGCACUCCUGCUGUAUCAACCAGUGAUGCUGAAAUCCAAGCUGGAGUACUUGAGAAACGAAAUGGAAGGAUCGCAGGCUGACUUGGUUGCUUUUCCUAGGUUCUUUAGCUAUAGUUUGGAAGAACGGAUCGUGCCUCGACAUUUGGAGCUCCGACGAAUAGGAUUGUUUCCCCCACGGUCUCUGAAAUGGAUGCUUGCGUGCUCAGAUGACAUGUUCAUGUCCAGAGUUCAUGCUGCAGAGGAGGAAAGGGUGCUUUGUGGAUAUGGAUAUGAUAAAGACAGAGCUGUGGAGAGCUACCUCAGCGCUGAAGAAGUUUUGUGUUUAGCCAAUGGCCGUGGCCAACCUCCGGGUCAGCCUUCACCAGUGGCACCUGUUCAGAGGGACUUGGAUAUUCUGUUCACAGCGGAAACUCACAACUUUCCUUGUGCGGUUGCACCUUUCCCAGGAGCAGAAACCGGUGCUGGCGGGCGUAUUCGUGAUACUCAUGCUACUGGAGUUGGCUCCCUUAUCGUGGCUGGUACGGCAGGCUAUUGCGUUGGAAAUUUGCAGCUUGAUGGAAACACGUUUCCGUGGGAAGACCAAGGUUUUGUCUACCCGCCGAAUCUUGCUUCACCACUUCAGAUUCUGAUUGAUGCUAGCGAUGGUGCAUCUGAUUAUGGAAACAAGUUCGGGGAACCACUGAUUCAGGGUUACACACGAACAUUCGGAAUGCGUCUGCCAAAUGGAGAAAGGAGGGAGUGGCUGAAACCAAUCAUGUUCAGUGGUGCUAUUGGGCAGAUUGAUGAUAAUCAUCUGGAGAAGGAACAGCCUGAGAUUGGAAUGCUCGUAGUCAAGGUUGGCGGACCCGCGUACCGCAUUGGAAUGGGAGGUGGAGCAGCUUCCAGUAUGGUUAGUGGAGACAAUGAUGCUGAGUUGGAUUUCAAUGCAGUUCAAAGAGGCGAUGCAGAAAUGGCGCAGAAGCUGUAUAGAGUGGUUCGAACCUGUGUAGAAAUGGGUGACAAGAACCCAAUCGUCAGCAUACACGAUCAGGGUGCAGGCGGCAACUGCAAUGUGGUGAAAGAGAUCAUUUACCCGAAGGGUGCGGAAAUUGAUAUCCGGUCGAUUGUCGUUGGCGAUGAUACGAUGUCUGUGCUGGAGAUCUGGGGUGCGGAGUACCAAGAACAGGAUGCCUUACUGGUGAAGCCAGAGAGUGAAGAACUGAUGAGAAGGAUCUGCGCAAGGGAGAGAGUAUCUAUGGCUGUCAUAGGCACAAUCAGUGGCGAUGGCAAAGUUGUUCUCGUCGACAAGUGGGCCGAAGAGGAAGCUCAAGACAAAGGUCUUCCGGAGUCCCUUCCUGUUGUUGACCUCGAUCUUGAGAAGACCCAUCUCGGAAUAACAGGUGGAGCCUGUGCCAUCGGAGAGCAGCCUUUGAAGGGCCUUGUUGAUCCAAAAGCUAUGGCAAGAAUGGGCCUUGGCGAGGCUCUCACCAAUCUCGUGUGGGCAAAGGUAACGGCAUUGAGAGACGUGAAAGCAAGCGGCAACUGGAUGUAUGCAGCCAAGAUGGAUGGUGAAGGAGCGGCCAUGUAUGAUGCUGCGGUUGCUCUUCGUGAUGCAAUGAUUGAACUUGAAGUUGCGAUUGAUGGAGGCAAAGACAGCCUUUCGAUGGCAGCACAGGCUGGUGGAGAGACUGUGAAAGCGCCCGGAAAUCUUGUCAUUAGUGCAUACGUCACUUGUCCAGACAUCACGAAGACAGUUACCCCAGAUCUCAAGCUGGGUGAUGCAGGCACAAUUCUGUUCGUUGACCUUGCUCAAGGGAAGCGGAGGCUGGGUGGUUCAGCAUUAGCUCAAGUUUACAGCCAGGUUGGGAACGACUCUCCAGAUCUGGAGGAUACAGGACUUCUGCGAAACGCGUUCGAGACUGUGCAGAGCCUCAUUGAUGAGGGGAGUAUAUCAGCAGGACAUGAUAUAAGCGAUGGAGGGAUCGCAGUUGCACUGCUUGAGAUGGCGUUCGCAGGGAAUUGCGGAAUUGCUGUAAAUCUCCCAUCAACUACAUCGAAUCCCAGCAAGAAUGAUGUUCUCGCUGCUCUAUUUGCUGAAGAGCUUGGCCUUGUCAUAGAGGUUGACAGGAGCAAGGAGGACACCGUGCUUGCUCGUUUCAACGAGGCCGGUGUGCCAUGCACACGGAUCGGACAUGUUUCCUCUCACCCGACAAUCUCCGUGUCUAUUGAUGGCGUGGAGCAAAUCGAGGGCAAGACGGCAACCUUGAGAGAUAUUUGGGAAGAGACGAGCUUUUCCCUGGAAAGUUUGCAGAGAGCUGAGGAGUGUGUGAGGCAGGAGCGGAACUCGUUGAGGCAUCGCAAGGCCCCGGCCUGGGAGUUAUCAUUCGCACCAGAGUGGACACCAACGGACGCGAUGGAGAGCUCAAAAAAACCGAAAGUGGCGGUGGUGAGAGAAGAAGGGAGCAAUGGAGACCGGGAAAUGGCCGCUGCUUUAUACAUGGCGGGACUUGAACCGUGGGACGUAAUGAUGUCUGACCUGCUCAGCGGGGCUACCUCUCUUGACUCUUUCCAGGGACUGGUUUUCGUCGGAGGAUUUAGCUAUGCCGAUGUUCUGGACUCUGCGAAAGGUUGGGCUGGCACAAUUCGAUUCAACCCGAGUCUGUUGGAGCAGUUUCAAAACUUCUACAACAGGAAAGACACGUUCAGCCUCGGAGUAUGUAAUGGUUGUCAACUUAUGGCCCUCUUAGGAUGGGUUCCUGGACAUGAUUUGGUUGGAUUAGGAAGGGACGAAGUGCAACCGCGUUUUGUCCACAAUGAAUCUGGGCGGUUUGAGAGCCGGUUCUCCACGGUGCAGAUUGGGAAGUCACCCUCGAUUAUGCUUCAGGGCAUGGAGGGGAGCACGCUGGGCAUCUGGGUUGCCCAUGGUGAGGGCCGUGCAUUGUUUCCAGACAAGCAGGUUCUGAACAGAGUGCUGGAGAGCGGUUUGGCACCCGUCCGGUAUAGCGAUGAUGAUGGAAAUGCAACGGAAGCAUACCCCUUCAAUCCCAACGGUUCGCCGGAAGGUAUCGCCGCACUUUGUUCAGCUGAUGGCCGCCAUCUGGCAAUCAUGCCGCACCCUGAGCGGUGUUUCAUGAUGUGGCAGUUCCCCUGGUCACCGCCGUCUUGGGAAGGGAAACUCCAAAAGGCCGGCCCGAGCCCUUGGUUAAGGAUGUUCCAGAAUGCACGGAAGUGGUGCGAAGGCCACUGACUCCACUGACUCUCUUUUCGAUUCUCCCACAAGGUGUGGAACUUGCAGUGCAUCCACAAUGGCCACACAGCAACACUGUGAUGGUAGCUGCUACGCUAGAUAUUUUGUUGCGGUGUCGCCAUUGCUCAAGUAAUCCUUUGCAUGGUUGAGAAUGAAGGUAUGUGGCAACAAGGCAAGUGUAUCCUUCCCUCCCCCCCCCCCCCCCCCCCCCCCCCCCCCCCCCCCCCCCCCCCCCCCCCCCCCCCCCCCCCCCCCCCCCCCCCCCCCCCCCCCCCCCCUCCUCCAAUCUCCUAGUUUCCACUCCAUCUGGCGAACCCCCUGUCCUCGUUGCCGGCAAGCAUUCACAACUUUUCUCAAUUGAAUGCUAGAGAGAGUAGUCGUAAGCUGUGAAGAUUACUAAGUUCCCCUUUGUUUGGAAAGGGUGUGAAAUGUUAGAACUCAGGUAUUGAGGCUUUUCAUUCCAAUUUGCUGCUUUGUCAAUCUCUCCCACUUAUUACCACUUAUUAAUCACUCGAGAACAUUUCUAGUAGAACAGUUCUCAACUUGCCGGCAGUAGGGCAGUAGGGCGUCAAUGUUUGGUUACAGGAACUUCGUUAGCAAAUGAGUGUACUGUUGGCCCUCAGGUUUCGGUGAUAUGUUGAUCGUCGAUUUGCCAUUUGCCUCAGUAAUUAACUAUCAGUUAGGAUGCCUGCCAGUUUCUACUUCCUGCCUCCAAUCAGUCUGUAAAGUCCGUUUACCCGAGAUCCUCAAGUCAAUUUACCUGAGACCCUCACGUGCCCACCCCACCCCUUCCCAAAAGAGAGUAUAGCGUGAUUAGGAGAUUUUCUGUUCCAAAUGAUGAUGUUGAAGCUUUUAUGAUGAAGGUGGAGGCUCUGGAGCUUUCAUCAAAUGAAUCCAGAGCUAUGCUCCACUUGCUUAGCAGAUGUUUUUGUAGCUAGAGAGAGAGAGAGAGAGAGAGAGAGAGAGAGAGAGAGAGAGAGAGAGAGACAGACAGACAGACAGACAGACAGAUAGACAGGCAGACAGACAGACAGACAGACACACAGAUACACAGACACAGACACACAGACACACAGACACACAGACAGACACAGACACAGACACACAGACACACAGACACACAGACACACAGACAGACACACAGACAGACAGACAGACAGACAGACAGACAGACCAGCAUAUUCUUGGAAGUAGACGGAGAUGUUUCAAUAGAAGAUGUGAUGCUUCCUUUAUCAUCAAAAAUGAUGUUUUUUUGACACAUCAUUUGGCAACUUACAGUGACGAAAAGUUGCGAUUUCGUUUCAGUUUUUCGCAGUCAAGUGUGGGUCAACAGCGCUGUGAGGGGUUUACCCAUUUCCUGCUUCAUUUGCCUGUUUUGCAUAUUGGCUUGUCUGGAGCAUGCUUUUGUACAUCUCCGCCCCGCAUCUGCUUGUUGCAUGGACAAGUGUUGGUUGGACAUCAGCAGCAGCGGGCAGUCUUCCCCCGAAGACAACGUACAGUCCUUGUAGCUGAAUUUGGUGCAUCUUUCUGUCCAAACUCAGCUAGAAUGACCGUACGUUGUAUUCGGGGGAGGACUGUAGGCAUGAAGACUGGUAACUGUGUACAGGAUGUGCAAUGAGCAGUUGUAGUACAGUCGUCGGUGGUAAAGCAAUGAUUUUGGCAAAUGCUCACAGGCAAACAGGGUUGUCCAAUACUCCUUUAGUCUAGCAACUGUGAAUGUG
Chara braunii is the source of this 9805-nucleotide messenger RNA. The record is from the annotation of a GenBank genome assembly. NCBI's taxonomy places the organism in Eukaryota, Viridiplantae, Streptophyta, Charophyceae, Charales, Characeae.